Oryzias melastigma (Indian medaka) is the source of this 2572-nucleotide messenger RNA. RefSeq lists its product as uncharacterized. The record is from RefSeq and is a predicted model, not a curated record. The transcript has 2 exons. Lineage: Eukaryota; Metazoa; Chordata; Actinopteri; Beloniformes; Adrianichthyidae. The coding region runs from base 554 to 2539 and encodes 661 amino acids.
UGACCAAGUGAGUGCAGCCUUGUGGCAGCUGGAGCGAGAGCUUCUCGUUGAUGUAUGCAGGUGACUGAAAUUUUCCGACCUGGACAGCGGAGAACCUCACAGCAAGUCAAAGAGGUCACUCAUUCAAAUGGCAGAGAGUGUGUUUGAUGAGAUUGAGGAAAACGAACCGGAAAGAGCAGAACAGUUUUACAAAGAUACAAUCGCAUACAUUGAGAGACUGAGUAAAGAUGUGUACCAGUCGGAUGAAGAGCACAUAAUAGAGGAGCCUGCUCCAAAGAAGGGACUGAAGAAAAUAUCUGUACAUGACACUCUACCAAAAACUAACAGUUCUCCACUCAAAACUCGAUCAGAGCCCACAAACACACUGCAGGAGGUAACAUUGAGGAGGGAGUUCAAAAUCUGUGGACAGAUUGGAGAGCAUGGACAGAAGGAUAAGUUGUCCUACCUCAGCCUAGUCCGUCAAAUUGAGAUGGGGUUGGAAAAAGGACACUCAGAGACUGAAAUCAUAGAGGCAGUAAUCAGAGCUGUUAGUCCAGGCCUGCCCCUAUGAGACAUGCUGGAGAUAAAACGUGGGCUGACCCUUAGCAAACUGCUCACCAUUCUAAAGGGACACUACAAAGUAGACAGCUCAACUGAGAUAUACCAUCAGCUCAUUAAUAUCUCCCAAGAGCCCAGAGAGACUGCCCUAAACUUUGUUUUUCGAGCUAUUGAACUCAAAGAAAAACUGUUAUGGAAAGUUGCAAAUGAGGAAACGGAUGAAUUGUACAGCAGAGCCACAAUUCAGCGUAAGCUCCUGCGUUCCAUUGAAACUGGGCUGCUCAGUGAUGCAAUUAAGUAUCAUUUGAUGCCCCUUCUCAACGACUUGAGCACGACAGAUGAAGAGUUAAUUGAGAGAGUCAAUGAAGCAUCAAAGUUGGAAAGUGAGAGGCUGGAGAAACGCAAAAGGUUCACAGCAGCCAAGACUCCCAAGGUACAAGAGCUCCAAACAGAAAGUCAGACAGAUCUGACACCUUUCCACAGCACAGCCAAGCCCAGUGAGUCCCAUCGCACAGUGGCCAUGAAAGCAGUAAAAGGUAAAGAGAUUAAGCCUGAAAGUACAAACACGCAACAGAUUAUAGAGGAACUUAGUAAAGAAAUGCAGCAAAUGUUCAUGUCUGUUAUGGAAUCAAGUUCCCGCCCUGUGAGACCAACACAAAGAGAAAAAGGCUGCAAAAAGAGCAGAGACGAGGGGAAAGGAGAAAACUGUAUGCACUGUUUCAAAUCUGGACGAGCAGGCCAUUACUCUCGCGGAUGCAGAGCACAGAGAUCAAUGUCGUUAGAGGGUGAGACACUAACAGUGUUUGCCGCCAACGACACACCCAUUCCUUACAUCGGCUGGAUUGAAGUCUGCUUCCGACUAGAUAAUGAUUCGUAUAACACAAGUGAGCUGCAAGUACCAAUAUUGGUCUCAAGUGAUCCAGCAGUGGCCAGUGACCCCAUUAUUGGUUACAACGUUAUUGAAGCCAUCGUUAACAAGAAAGAGGGAAAGACCAAAGGUGGAAGAAGACAGCUGCCAUACAAAGUGAGUAAAGUUUUUGAAAUUACAGUACGAACUGCUCACAGUGUAGUCAAGCUCGUGCAGAACACUAAUGAAGAUUCAGAGACUGGUGUUUUACGUACUGGAGGGAAAACGGUGCACUUGCCACCCAACCAAGUCACAGUCGUCCGCAUGCGUGCACACAUUGGUUCCCAAGCCAAAGGUCAGGAAAUGCUCUUCUCACCCAGUACGCCUGAACCUCCACCAGAGAGCAUAAUCUACCAUGAGAUAUUGGUGCAAAUCCCAAAAAGAAAAGUGCCAUAUGUGUCUAUCCCUGUAACAAACACCACAGACCACUCCAUUUAUUUGGACAGUCGUAAAAUAAUUGGACAAGUUGAACCAGUAAAGACAGUGUAUUCGGCAGACAUCAAAACAAAAGUGAACCAACUGACACAAAAUAUCAAGAACAGGACAGAGUUAAGAACACAUAAGCCAAGUCACACACUACAGUCGGAGGACAAGCACCUAAAGAGACCAAAGUCUUGGGAUCCAUCAGUGGAUCUUCAACACUUAACGCAGAGUCAGCAAGCAGCAGUAAAGAAAAUGUUGCGGGAGGAAUGUGAGGCUUUUGCAUUUGAUAGUGAUGAUGUGGGAUCCAUGCCUUCUCUGAGGAUGCACAUAACCUUGCAUGACACAAGUCCUGUGCAGAAGACCUACAUGUCCGUCCCAAAGCCUCUCCACAAAGAAGUCAAAGAGUAUUUACAAGACUUACUCAACAAAGGUUGGAUCACACCCUCACGGUCCCCCUACUCCUCCCCCGUGGUGUGUGUUCGCAAGAAAGAUGGCAGUCUCCGGCUCUGUUGCGACUUUAGAGAACUAAAUCGCAAGUCAAUUCCGGAUCGCCACCCGAUACCCAGAAUUCAGGACAUGUUGGAUGCGCUGGGUGGGAGCUCCUGGUUUUCAGUUUUAGAUCGGGGAAGGCGUACCACCAGGGCUUCCUUGAUGAAGAGAGCCGCCCUCUGACUGCCUUCAUCACACCCUGGGGGCUCUAUGAAU